AUGCCUCGCGGAGUUGGCGAAGUCACCAAAGUCUUUUACAAGGGCAGCACCGAUGACUUCAUCGUAUUUGUCGAAUCCCCUCAAGACCUCAAAGCAUGGCAAGCCGACCAAUCAAUUCCUCUUGCACAAGUGGUGAAUAGCUUCAAGAUCAUGGUCACCCACAAACAUGGCGCACAGGGUCAGUUGGAUGGGGCAAGCAAAGCCAGUCUGGAGAAUGAGUUUGGUACCAGCAAUGAAGAUGAAGUCAUCAAGAAGAUUCUCCUAGAGGGACAACCACAAACUGUGACGACCGGUGAACGGGGAGGUGACCGCAACGAGACCAAGGGUCCCAGACAAGGACAUCCCACCGCAUAG
Fonsecaea monophora is the source of this 354-nucleotide messenger RNA. RefSeq lists its product as hypothetical. The transcript has 2 exons. Lineage: Eukaryota; Fungi; Ascomycota; Eurotiomycetes; Chaetothyriales; Herpotrichiellaceae. The record is from RefSeq and is a predicted model, not a curated record. The coding region runs from base 1 to 354 and encodes 117 amino acids.